AUGGCCGACAACGGACAAAACGUGGACCUGCUAUCGAUCGAAGCUAACGAGGUCCAGCAUGAUGCCGUGCUCGACUACUAUGGCAGACGGCUAGCGACGUGCUCUUCAGACAAGACGAUCAAGAUCUUUGAGGUUGAGGGCGACAAACAUACACUGGUCGAGACCCUGCGAGGACACGAAGGCCCAGUAUGGUGCGUCGCAUGGGCGCAUCCCAAGUACGGCAACAUCCUCGCAUCCUCCUCAUAUGACGGCAAGGUCAUCAUCUGGCGCGAGCAGUCGUCCACCUGGCAGAAGAUCUACGAAGUCGCCCUACACACCGCCUCGGUCAACAUCGUCGCCUGGGCGCCCCAUGAGGUGGGCUGCCUUCUCGCAUGCGCUUCUUCCGACGGCAAUGUUUCGGUGCUUGAAUUCAAGGACAAUGCGUGGUCACACGUCAUCUUCCAGGCCUGCGGUAGCGGCGUGAACAGCGUCUCGUGGGCUCCAGCUGUCGCGCCCGGACAGGUUGUAAGCGCAAGCGGAAACCAGGCCGGUGCUGCAAGGCGGUUUGUCACGGGCGGAAGCGAUUGCCAGGUCAAGCUGUGGGACUUCAGUGCCGAGACUGGCAGCUGGCAGAGCACACAGAUCUUGACAGGACACACAGAUUGGGUGCGCGAUGUUGCGUGGUCGCCGACUGUUCUCUCCAAGUCGUACAUCGCAUCUGCAUCGCAAGACAAGACUGUGCGUAUCUGGACAUCUUCGGACCUUCGCGACUGGAAGUCAACUGUUCUCAACGUCGAUGCUGUCGCCUGGCGCGUGAGCUGGAGUUUGAGCGGUAACGUGCUGGCCGUCAGCACUGGCGACAACCGUGUCAGCCUAUGGAAGGAGAGGCUGAGCGGCGGAUGGGAAUGUGUCAAGACGAUUGAGGAGUAGACGAAAAGAUAAAGGACCAGCUUCAUGCCCAAUUGAUCGAACUGACAUGAAUGAAUCAAGAGUAGAACAAAAGAUCCAGAGAAUACAUUUUC
This is a messenger RNA of Parastagonospora nodorum SN15, 1001 nucleotides long. RefSeq lists its product as hypothetical. Bases 1 to 909 code for a protein of 302 amino acids. Lineage: Eukaryota; Fungi; Ascomycota; Dothideomycetes; Pleosporales; Phaeosphaeriaceae. Gene Ontology annotation, molecular function: protein binding; structural molecule activity. The transcript is spliced from 3 exons. The record is from RefSeq and is a predicted model, not a curated record. Gene Ontology annotation, biological process: positive regulation of TOR signaling; protein import into nucleus; COPII-coated vesicle budding. Gene Ontology annotation, cellular component: COPII vesicle coat; nuclear pore outer ring.